Molecule: messenger RNA, 993 nt
Organism: Eleginops maclovinus (Patagonian blennie)
Lineage: Eukaryota; Metazoa; Chordata; Actinopteri; Perciformes; Eleginopidae
Gene: rbp5
Product: retinol binding protein 1a, cellular
Exons: 4
Coding region: 336-749 (137 amino acids)
Biological process (GO): fatty acid transport
Cellular component (GO): cytosol; nucleus
Molecular function (GO): fatty acid binding
Source: RefSeq, a predicted model, not a curated record
CUGUGGUGAAAUGCUUUGGAAAAGAUGCAUGCCUCCCCUCCGAAAAACUCUUCAGUGACUCACAGCUGACUGGAAGCAAUCUCCCAAAUCCAGAGAGAGUAUUCACCCGAGAGGACGUUCACCGUGGAGCAGCCUGCAACACACACACACACACUCAGCGUGCAACAAGCUCAUUUUACGCGUCAAAAAUCAAAGGCAUUGUGCAAAAACGUUGCGCAAGAGAAACUGAUAUCAAGCAAGGCGGCUGCAGAUCUGCACUGGGACUUGACUCGAGGGAGAAAACAUCCAAGAAGAAGGAAGAUUUCUGCUCGUCUGGAAUUUGGAAAAAGAACAAAAUGUCUAAACCCGAUUACUCCGGCACGUUUAAUAUGGUGGAGCAGACUAAUAUGGACUCCUACCUCGGAGCAUUAGAUAUUAAUUUCGCCCUGAGGAAGAUUGUGUGCCUGUUGAGUCCCACCAAAGAGAUCACCCACGACCCGGCCACAGGAGCCAUGAGGAUCCGCACCCUCACCACCUUCAAGAACUUCAACAUGGACUUUACCAUCGGGAAAGAGUUCACUGAAGAUCUGGGACCAGUGGACGGCCGUACCUGUCAGACAACAGUGAACUGGGAGGGAGACAAACUGCUCUGUGUACAGAAAGGCGAGAAAGAAGGACGAGGCUGGACACACUGGCUUGAGGGGGACAAGCUGCAUUUGGAGAUGAGAGUCCAAGGCAUCACUGCCAAGCAAGUCUUUAAGAAGGCUUAAUGAAGUGUUUUAAUGAAGGAAUAUAGAGACGGACUUGGUACAAGAUCUAAAUCAUGUUUAUUGUUUUUAAUUGUAAUCAACAUCAGAAUGAAUAUUAUGUGAAAAUACUGAUAUGUACAUCUUAAUUGUCUCUGUGUGGUGGUACUAACAGAAGAGAGCAAGCGGAGAAGAAUGACUUGUGUGAGCAUUCCCUACUUAUAUUGCACUAUCUAUCUUCCCUAUGUUAUAAACAAAUCAUACACUA